Homarus americanus (American lobster) is the source of this 1347-nucleotide messenger RNA. RefSeq names its product cell wall protein RBR3-like. The coding region runs from base 1 to 1347 and encodes 448 amino acids. Gene Ontology annotation, biological process: proteolysis. The record is from RefSeq and is a predicted model, not a curated record. NCBI's taxonomy places the organism in Eukaryota, Metazoa, Arthropoda, Malacostraca, Decapoda, Nephropidae. Gene Ontology annotation, molecular function: metallodipeptidase activity. The transcript has 4 exons.
AUGGCCUCCCUCCCUCCUCAUGGCCACUUCUACGACGUGUUCCUGACGACGUGGCCCUCCCUCCCUCCUCAUGCCCUUCUACGACGUGUUCCUGACGACGUGGCCCUCCCUCCUCAUGGCCACUUCACGACGUGGCCUCUCCCUCCUCAUGGCCACUUCCACGACGUGUUCCUGACGACAUGGCCCUCCUGUGAUCACUUCCUGGACGUGCUCCCAACUUCCGGGUGUUCCACAGUGGCGUCCUUCUCCCCAGAGAUGAUCAGGGAGAUGAACCGUGUGGGGAUGCUGGUGGACAUGUCGCACGCCUCCUCCAGGACGGCAGGAGACGUGCUGGCCACCUCCCGCGCCCCCGUCAUCUUCUCUCACUCGGCCGCCCGCGCCCUCUGUGACAUAGAGAGAAACGUACCCGAUGACAUCCUUAGUUCCCUGGCAGCCAACGGAGGGAUAGUGAUGGUCAGCUUCUACAACGAGUUCCUGACGUGUGGUGCGGCGGCCGCUAUCAAGGACGUCAUCAGUUCUCCUCCAUCAAGUCCACCUCCUCCUUCAAGUCCUCCAUCAAGUCCACCUUCAAGUCCUCCUCCAUCAAGUCCACCUCCUCCUUCAAGUCCUCCUCCAUCAAGUCCACCUCCUCCUUCAAGUCCUCCUUCUUCAAGUCCUCCCUCCUUCAAGUCCUCCUACAAGUCCUCCACCAUCAAACCCACCUCCUUCAAGUCCUCCUCCUUAAAGUCCCACCUUCAAGUCCUCCUCAUAAAGUCCCACCUUCAAGUCACAUCAAGUCCACCUUCAAGUCACCAUCAAGUCCACCUCCUUAAGUCACUUCCAUCAAGUCCUCCUCCAUCAAAUCACCAUCAAGUCCACCUUCAAGUCCUCCUCCAUCAAGUCCACCUCCUUAAGUCCUCCUUCUUCAAGUCCACUUCCAUCAACUCCUCCUCCAUCAAGUCCACCAUCAAGUCCACCUUCAAGUCCUCCUCCAUCAAGUCCUCCUCCAUCAAGUCCACCUUCAAGUCCAUCAUCAAGUCCACCACCAUCAACUCCUCCUCCAUCAAGUCCACCAUCAAGUCCACCUUCAAGUCCUCUACCAUCAAGUCCACCUCCUUCAAGUCCACCUCCAUCAAGUCCUCCUCCAUCAAAUCCACCACCAUCAACUCCUCCUCCAUCAAAUCCACCAUCAAGUCCACCUUCAAAUCCUCCUCCAUCAAGUCCACCUUCAAGCCCGUCAUCAAGUCCACCUCCUUCAAGUCCUCCACCUUCAAAUCUUCAUCCUUCAAGUUCCAAGACAAGCUGAUGCCUCACCUCUUCCUGGAGACUCUCUUACAUCACCUUAAGCUGGUCUUGUUCGCUCUGUAA